AUGUUGAGACUUCUCAAAAGACCUUUUACAGUGAUAUCGAAAGUCACUCCAGACCUAGGACCGUCUCAAGGGCCCACCCCAAAAACAUACACUGUCUACGAUCAUACAUAUGACGCAAUUGUUGUUGGUGCAGGAGGUGCUGGUCUUCGAGCAGCAUUUGGUCUUGCAUCACUAGGAUAUAAAACAGCAUGUCUCUCAAAGCUAUUCCCCACAAGAUCUCACACUGUUGCAGCUCAAGGAGGAAUCAAUGCCGCAUUAGGAAAUAUGACAAAAGAUGACUGGAGAUGGCAUUUCUAUGAUACUGUUAAAGGUAGUGAUUGGCUAGGGGACCAGAACGCCAUCCAUUAUAUGUGUAAAGAGGCUAUUGAAGCAGUAUAUGAGUUAGAAAGCUAUGGAAUGCCUUUUAGCCGCACUGAAGAAGGAAAAAUCUACCAGAGAGCUUUUGGAGGCCAAAGUCUCGAAUUCGGGAAAGGAGGCCAAGCUUAUAGGUGUGCAGCAGUAGCUGAUAGAACUGGGCAUUCCAUGCUUCAUACUUUGUUUGGAAGAGCCCUCGGAUAUAAUUGUAUGUUCUUUGUAGAGUACUUUGCACUGGAUUUGAUUAUGGUUGAUGGAGUCUGUAGGGGAGUCAUGGCAAUGAGCAUGGCAGAUGGGUCAAUUCAUAGAAUGAGAGCUAACCAAACUAUUCUUGCAACCGGAGGAUAUGGAAGAGCUUUUCAAUCUUGCACCUCUGCUCAUACUUGCACUGGUGACGGGCAUGGACUUGUUGCAAGAGCAGGAUUACCGCUUGAGGAUAUGGAAUUCGUUCAAUUCCAUCCAACUGGGAUUUAUGGAGCUGGAUGCUUGAUCACUGAAGGUUGCAGAGGUGAAGGUGGAAUUCUUAUCCCUAUCAGCUAGCAAAAUUUUUUGCUCUCUCAUUUGAGUGCUUAUUUUUUUCUCUUUAAUUUAAAAAUAAUACAAAUUGGACAUUAAUUAAUUUACAAAAUUAAAAUUAAUUAUAAUAGUUAUCACUAAUAUAGCAAAAUCAAUUUUAUAAAAAUUAUUUACUUGCGGAUAAUGGUUUGCUAAAACCAUGAUUUUUUCCAUUUUUACUUGUGAAUGGAGAAGGGGGUGCGAAGCUAGAAACUCAGAAGGAGAAAGAUUUAUGGAAAGAUAUGCACCAACCGCUAAAGAUUUAGCGUCAAGAGAUGUUGUGAGUAGAGCUAUGACAUUAGAAAUAUUCCAAGGAAGAGGAGUUGGUCCUAAGAAAGAUCAUGUUCAUCUAUAUUUAAGCCAUUUGCCUCCUGAGAUCUUACACUCUCGACUUCCAGGUAUCAGUGAAAGUGCUAAAAUUUUUGCAGGAGUUGAUGUAACCAAAGAACCUAUUCCUGUCGUCCCAACUGUCCACUAUAAUAUGGGAGGUAUUCCAACUGAUUGGAAAACUCAUGUAAUUACCCUUGAUAAAGAUGGGAAAGAUAAAAUUGUCCCAGGCCUUCUUGCUGCUGGAGAAGCUGCUUGUGCCUCAGUUCAUGGAGCCAACCGUCUUGGAGCAAAUUCUUUACUCGACAUUGUAAUUUUUGGAAGAGCAGCCUCGUUAACCUUAAUUCUUAGUUAAGAUAAUAAGAAAAGCCCCCAUUGAUAUCACAUAAGGGUAUUCAUCUCCACCUUGUAUCAUUGGGCCAUCUACCGCCUUUCCAGGGGAUUAACCCCUCUCCGCCCGAGGCUCGAACAGAGAUUAGAGUAGGAUCAGCCACAAUACGGUACGUCAAUAGAGUUCAGCUUCCAGAAAAUUUGAAAAGGAAUUUCUGGUCACCUGUCAGCCAAGAUGGAAACUCGUAACCCAUGAUGCAACGCCUGGUAUUAUGCUAGGGAAUAGUUCCGAUUGACAAUGAAGAGCCUCACUAGUGUUGCUGGAAGGCCCCCCUACAAAUCUGGGUCCCAUCUCCCUCUGAGCUAAAACGUUGACCUAGAAUAAGCUACAGUUGGCCUAAUCUGACAUUGUGCUCCACCAAGCCAAGUAAGCCUGACCGGAUACUCAUUAUCGAGCAUAAUCCUCACUUCCACAAAGUCCCUGGGUUACCCCAUUUACAGGUGUUAAGAGAACGGGCUUGCCAGGCCAUUUUAAUGUAUAUACAGCCUCGUUAACCACUAAAGAAGAAUUUCAGCCAGGCCAAACCCAGCCUGAUCUCCCUCCCAACGCAGGCGAAGAGUCAAUUGAAAAAAUUGAGCGCCUAAGAACAGCUUCAGGCGCAUUAAGCACUGCACAAAUUCGAGACAAAAUGCAAAGCACAAUGCAGCUUCACGCAGCUGUCUUCAGAAUUGAAGAAACCCUAAAGCAAGGCUGUGAAAAAAUGACUGAUAUCUGCAAAAUGUUCAAAGAUGUGAAAACCACAGAUAGAGACCUGACUUGGAACUCUGAUCUUAUCGAAACUCUGGAGCUUGAAAAUCUGCUUACUUGUGCCAAGCAGACGAUUAUCUGUGCUGAAAACCGCAAAGAAAGUAGAGGAGCUCAUGCAAGAGAUGAUUUCAAGGAUAGGAAUGAUAAAGAAUGGAUGAAACAUACACUUUCAUGGCAACAGAAGGUAGAUGAUGAUGUUGCAAUUAAGUACAGACCUGUUAUAACUGACACUUUGGACGCAAAAGAAAUGCAUACAAUCCCACCUGCAAAGAGAGUUUAUUAA
Blepharisma stoltei is the source of this 2657-nucleotide messenger RNA. The record is from the annotation of a GenBank genome assembly. Lineage: Eukaryota; Ciliophora; Heterotrichea; Heterotrichida; Blepharismidae.